UUUCAUACAGUAAAUUCAGCAAAUUAUUUUGAUUUUGAUGAUGAUUUUUCUCGUAAGGAUUUACCAAAAUGUCAAAAUCAGAAAUCAAUUUGUGGCUAUAUGCAAUUGAAUCAUGUCGGUAUGAAUAAAAUACCAAUUUGUAAAUGUGAAAAUAUUGAUUGCCAUCUUUGGUGGAAUAUAUUCGAUAAUCGUAUUGUUAAACAUGGAAAUGAUUUUUAUAAAUUUUGUGGUCAAAUAUCCGAAAAUGAUUUGUUACCUUGUCAUGAAAAUGAAAUUGCUUAUAUUAGUUUUGGUAAAACUGAUCUAAUAACUGGUGAAAAAAUAUCGGAUAUUCAAGAAAUGAGAUGUUUAUGUAAUGAUGAUUUUAUAUUAAAAACAAAUAAAACAAUGUUUGAAAUGACCGAUACACAAUAUAUUUAUGGUACUGAACAGAUUUGUCAAAAGGCACCAAGAUGCAAUCGUAAACAAUUUUGUUUAUCAAUUACGGAAACAGCUGAAACAACAAUCGAAAGGAGACAUUGUCGUUGUCCACCAGGCAAAUAUUGUCCAAAAGAUAUACGUUUGGCGUAUGAAGUAAUCAAAGAAAAUAGUGGUACAUUAUAUAAUAUGAAAUGUGUUUAAAACAAAUGAACGAACGAACGAACAACAAUCUUAUCAUGUUUUUUUUAAGUAACUGAAAUGAAUUGAUGUUUUGUUUGUGUGCGUGUGUUUGUUUCUAUUUCAAAAAAAAAAACAAAAAAAAUUAUUCCAUUUUAAACAAUCAUCAUAUUGUCAUCAUAUUGUUAUUUUUCCCUUUUCCCUUCAAGUUUUUCGCUUUUGAUCUUGGAUUUUUUUUUGUUUUUUUCCAUUUCGUUCCUUUCUUUCCGUAUUCCCGUAAUAAACUCAACAUUAAAUUACUCAUCAUCAUCAUUAAUUUCAUUCAUUUCAUUAUAAUCCAUUUCCAUUUUUGAUUCAAAAUGAUACAAACAAAAAACACACA
Molecule: messenger RNA, 979 nt
Organism: Dermatophagoides pteronyssinus (European house dust mite)
Lineage: Eukaryota; Metazoa; Arthropoda; Arachnida; Sarcoptiformes; Pyroglyphidae
Product: U-scoloptoxin(11)-Sm7a-like
Source: RefSeq, a predicted model, not a curated record